GCACAACACUUCUCUUGUUCUUGCCUCUCCUUCCGACAAUGGCUACUUUCCUCACACCUCUUGUUUCAUUCAAACCUACAGUCUUCUCAUUCCCGUCCCAAUCCGUGACCUCUCCACAAACACAAACCAAUGUACUCUCACUCAAACCGUUUCCUUCUCUCGCGGGAGCACAGAGCUCCAGGGUGAGAUUCAUUCCCCACGCGGUGGAGACUGAAGAAAAACCCGCUUCAGACCCUAACGCAGAGUCCUCAAGGCGUGUCUACAUCGGAAACAUACCCAGAACUGUGGAUAACGAACAGCUCUCAAAACUCGUCGAAGAACACGGCGCCGCUGAAAAUGUUCAGGUGAUGUAUGAUAAGUAUUCAGGAAGAAGCCGUAGGUUUGGAUUCGCUACAAUGAAAUCAGUUGAAGAUGCCAAUGCUGUGAUUGACAAGUUAAAUGGCACUACCAUUGAAGGACGUGAGGUGAAGGUUAACAUCACAGAGAAACCUAUAGCGUCAUCAUCGUCUCCUGAUUUGUCACUGCUUCAGUCUGAAGAUUCGGCGUUUGUAGAUAGUCCUUACAAAGUGUAUGUAGGGAAUCUAGCAAAGACUGUUACCAAAGAGAUGCUUGAGAAUUUGUUUUCUGAGAAAGGGAAAGUAGUCAGCGCCAAGGUUUCGAGAGUACCUGCAACUUCGAAAUCCACUGGGUUUGGGUUUGUCACGUUUUCUUCUGAAGAGGAUGUUGAAGCUGCCAUUGUGGCUCUUAACAACUCUCUGUUGGAAGGGCAGAAGAUUCGGGUGAAUAAGGCAUAGUGCGAGUUUGAUGACUAGCCUGUUGGCAUUAUAAGAAGGUGGAAAGAAUCAGAUUUUGUAAUGCAAAACAUUUUAGAGCUUAGUAUCAUCAUCUUUGUAUCCAUUCUAAGUUGAAAAAAAUGAAAGCAUUAAGUUUAUAUCUCACUGAUCAUUUAUAUGCAGCAUAGAUAAAAUUAUUAGUUGUGAGAAAAGAUCCAAUUAUUUAAAAUGACCAGCCCCAAGCAGCUUCACAUUGGUCAAAAUGUAACUGUAAAAAACAAAUAUUUAAAAGUCUGUAAUAUUAUUGUUCUUGAACGUUGUA
Brassica oleracea var. oleracea is the source of this 1095-nucleotide messenger RNA. Its product is annotated as 30S ribosomal protein 2, chloroplastic-like. NCBI's taxonomy places the organism in Eukaryota, Viridiplantae, Streptophyta, Magnoliopsida, Brassicales, Brassicaceae. Gene Ontology annotation, molecular function: mRNA binding. The coding region runs from base 39 to 794 and encodes 251 amino acids. The record is from RefSeq and is a predicted model, not a curated record. Gene Ontology annotation, cellular component: cytosol. The transcript is spliced from 4 exons.